AUGCUCCAGUCGGCGGGCAACGCCGCAACCUAUGAGGCGAGGAUCAUCCCCCAUCGUCUCCUCCGGCUGGCCGUUGUCCGCUGGCAGUUUGCCUUGAACCUCUCAAGCAAAAACUUAUCAAGUCGUGCAAAAGCUGGCUCUAGCUGGUCAAAGAGGAAGACCCGGGCCAUCAGAGGAGUGCUCGAGUUCGUCCUCGGUCAUAUUGAUCGCGUCCUACCUAACACCGGUUUUGCCGGACUUCUGGGAGCAAUCACCCGGGUUUACGUCAUAGCUGUGCUAGAAUUCCUGGCUUCUGAAAUGCUCCAGUCGGCGGGCAACGCCGCAGCCUAUGAGACGAGGGUCAUCCCCCAUGGUCUCCCCAGGCUGGCCGUGGUCUGCUGGCAGUUUGUUUUUAAGCUCUCCAGCAACAACUUAUCAAGUCGUACAAACGCUGGCACUAGCUAG
Ornithodoros turicata is the source of this 444-nucleotide messenger RNA. Its product is annotated as histone H2A-like. The record is from RefSeq and is a predicted model, not a curated record. The transcript has a single exon. Gene Ontology annotation, biological process: heterochromatin formation. Gene Ontology annotation, molecular function: structural constituent of chromatin; DNA binding; protein heterodimerization activity. Gene Ontology annotation, cellular component: chromatin; nucleosome. The coding region runs from base 1 to 444 and encodes 147 amino acids. Lineage: Eukaryota; Metazoa; Arthropoda; Arachnida; Ixodida; Argasidae.